Messenger RNA from Neurospora tetrasperma FGSC 2508, 1866 nucleotides. RefSeq lists its product as uncharacterized. The record is from RefSeq and is a predicted model, not a curated record. The transcript is spliced from 4 exons. NCBI's taxonomy places the organism in Eukaryota, Fungi, Ascomycota, Sordariomycetes, Sordariales, Sordariaceae. Bases 1 to 1866 code for a protein of 621 amino acids.
AUGACGAAGCGCAUCCUGCUGCUGUGCUUUAUCCAUGGCUUCAAGGGAGACGACGACACCUUUCGCGAUUUCCCAAAGCACCUCAAAGAUACUGUCACGAGCAACCUCGUCGACCACCAUGUGGCGUCCGUCGUCUAUCCCAAGUACGAGACCAAAGGAGAGCUGGCCCAGACCACCGAAGCUUUUCUAGAAUGGCUUAAGGAGCGGGUGAUGGAACUUCGAAAGGAACAUCUGCAAGCGCCAUGGCCUUCCACCGACCGAAAUGUCGGCGUGAUUCUAGUUGCACAUUCGAUGGGUGGUUUUGUUGCAAGUGACACCCUCUUUCGCAUUCUCGACGAACGCCGCCGCAACGCCGACUCCGAGAACCCGCCCGGUCCCAUUUUCCCCAUGAUACAAGGCAUCCUCACCUUCGACACUCCCUACAAUGGUCUAGCACGGUCCAUGUUCGUCUACGGCGCUUUCUCGAACUACCAAAAGGUUUCCAAUGUCUUCAACGUCAUGACGGCGCUCACUGCUGCCGCCCCAGCUACACUUGCGAGUCUCGCCUCGAAGCGCACAGCUGUGGCCGCUACCAAGGCCGUUUCCCGCAGCAUAUCGGUUCCCCAGCGAUCGCACCCAGCGCUCAAGGCGUGGCAGCUGAUUGCUGUGCGUACAGGGACGGUGGGUGUCAUUGCCGCCGGUGGUGUGGCGGCCUUUAUGCACAGAAAACAGAUCCUCGAGGGCAUGCGCACGGUCAAGAACCUAAAGAAGGAGGAUGUGGUCCAGGGAUAUCAGCAAAGCGUCGAUGCGCUCGGUCAGGGGCUGGCAUACAUCAACCGUGGCAAUGUCGGACAGUCCUUCGCAUGGCUGUCUGAUCACUUUACCUUUGUCGGGGCUUUACUGAAGCAAAACGAGCUGAAUCGACGGCUGGAAAGACUAGCUGCUGUGAAGGGAGUUGGGAUCAAGGACAUUUAUGCGUCUCUUGGAGAAAAUGGGUACUGGAGUGGUGGUUACUUUGUACCCGAGAGGACAUUCUGUGCCAUACCCGGCGAGGGACAGCCGUGCAAUGGGCUCUUCAGCAGGCAUGUCAUUCCCGAGGCCAAGGAUGAGAUUGAAGCACAUGUCAACCUCUUCAAGCCGGAGAAAAACAGGGGCUACGAAAGAAUGACUAACGAAGCUGCCCAACUGGUUAUCAACUGGUUCAAGGACGAGACUGACAUCUGGGACGACCCCAAAUUCGCCGAGCCAGUCGAGCCUGAGACUGCCGAGACAGAGGAGAUUGCCAAAGCGAUCGAUGAAGCAGACCAAGAAGCGAAGACUGCGGAGGAGAAGGUCAAGGAGGCCGAGAAGAAGAUGGGCGAAGAAGUCAACGAGGGCGACUCUGACGACGAUGGCGUUCCCGACGAGUCACCUAUCGACAUUGCCGCUGCCGCUUCGCUUGUGCCCUUGCCUGAUGACCUUGAAGACGCGGAGGAUGACAACGGCACUGCCGACACCGACAAGAAAAAAGCCAUCAGCGAGCAGAAGCAGGCCUACAUGCGACACUUGUUUGGUGUCGCCCAGCAGACAGGUACCAACAUCCGUUCCUAUCUUCCAUCCAAGCUGCCCGAGAUGCCAGAGUGGGAGAUGCCCAAAGUUUCCAUGCCCAGCGUUAGUAUGCCGAGCAUGCCUGGCAUACCAAACAUACCGAGCAUCGGAAAGUACAGUCUUUGGGGUUCCAAGAAGUCAGAGACGUCCCAGUCGUCGGAGACAGAGGUCCAACUGGACACUAGCACCGACAAGACUGAUGCCGCGGAUGCGAAGUCUGUGGUAGAGACACCAGACAGUGCGACUCAUAAGAUCUUGUCACCCAAGGCGGAGACGGCCGAUGCUCCUGGGAGUGCCUAA